Thamnophis sirtalis is the source of this 2356-nucleotide messenger RNA. It is a transcript of the gene CIAO3, whose product is annotated as cytosolic iron-sulfur assembly component 3. The record is from RefSeq and is a predicted model, not a curated record. Lineage: Eukaryota; Metazoa; Chordata; Lepidosauria; Squamata; Natricidae.
CGCUUUUACGGCGCUUUUCGACGCUUUACGGCGGGGGCAAAAUGGCGGUAGCGUCGCCCUUCAGCGGCGUUCUGCAACUGACUGACCUGGACGAUUUCAUCGGCCCCUCGCAGGAAUGUAUAAAACCAAUCAAAGUUGACAAGCCUGGAAAAGCAGCAGCUAGGAUUCGUAUUGAAGAUGAUGGAACUUAUUUUCAAGUUGGCCAGGACGGUGGGCCACAAAAACUGGAAAAGGCCAAGAUUACUCUUAAUGACUGCUUGGCCUGCAGUGGUUGCAUCACGUCAGCGGAGAGCGUCUUAAUCACUCAGCAGAGCCACGAAGAGCUGUACAAAGUGUUACAUGCCAAUAAGGCAUCCAAUUCUCCCAAGAAGUUGGUGGUGGUGUCUGUAUCUCCCCAAUCCAGAGCUUCUUUAGCUGCAAGAUUCGGAAUGACUCCUUUAGACACAGCUAAGAAGCUGACAUCCUUCUUUAAGAAUUUAGGGGUACAUUUUGUCCUUGAUACAACUUUCACCAGGAACUUCAGUUUGCUGGAGAGCCAGCGGGAGUUUGUGCAGCGUUUCCAGAGACGAGCAGAAGAUAAGAAAUCUUUGCCCAUGUUAGCUGCUGCUUGUCCUGGUUGGAUCUGUUAUGCUGAAAAAACCCACGGGAAUUUUAUCAUCCCAUACAUCAGUACUACCAGAUCACCCCAGCAGAUCAUGGGAGCCCUGAUUAAGGACCACUUUGCCAAACAACAGUGCUUGACACCAGACCAAAUCUACCAUGCCACUGUGAUGCCUUGCUAUGACAAAAAGCUAGAAGCUUCCAGGCCAGAUUUCUUCAUUCAAAAAUACCAGACCCGUGAGGUUGACUGUGUGAUUACAACAGGAGAAGUCUUAAAGCUGCUGGACGAGGAAGGAGUAUCCCUUCUUGAAGUGAAUCCCAUGCCUUUGGAUAGCAUGUUUGGCAACUGUUUGGAAGAUCAGCUCUUGGGCCAUCCCGGAGGUGGCUCUGGGGGAUAUUUGGAGCACAUAUUCAAAUAUGCAGCCAAGGAGCUUUUUGGCAUUCCAGUUAAGGAGCUUCAGUACAAGACCCUGAAAAACAAGGAUUUUCAAGAGGUGACGCUGGAGAAGGAUGGCCAGACCCUCCUGCAUUUUGCCUUGGCCUAUGGAUUUCGGAACAUCCAAAACUUUGUGCAGAAACUGAAACGCGGAAAGCUGCCCUACCAUUACGUGGAGGUGAUGGCUUGUCCCUCAGGGUGCUUAAAUGGAGGGGGACAGAUCAGAGCGGAAGGGGAAUCCAGCAAGGACCUGCUCCAUCAUGUGGAGAGACUCUAUGAAAUGGCCCAGCCGGAAGACCCCGAGAUGAACAAAGCCAUCAGCGACCUCUAUGACCAGUGGCUUGGUGGUCCCACUUCUCCACAGGCUCAAGAUCAUCUCCAUACACAAUACCAUGCUGUGGAGAAAGGCAGCACCAGCUUUAAUAUUAAGUGGUAAAUUGGCUCAGCUCGUGUAACGUAAUACACGGGUCCCCAACACCCAGGUCAUGGCCCACAAGCAGGCUGUGGCCUAUUCACAACCACGGUUGGGUGAGUGGCAGACUGCACACAUGUGUAGCUUGACUCGCACAAGCGGCGAGCCAGCAUGCACGCAUGAGCAGCUUGCAAUCAAGCUGUUUGUACCAGCCCACUGCUUGUGCAGCCUGGUUCUCCACCACCACCACCCCAAAAUCGGAGCUAUCAAGUUGCAAAAGUUGGGGACCGCUUGAUGUAGCACAUCCCUUAUUGCUGCAGACAAAGCUGAAAGUUUCAUUUUUAAAAGAAUGGUAUCAAAGAUUUAUAUUUGAAUUCUCAAAAAUGAUAAGGUAAAGCCUUGGCUUCACAGCAGACGAAAUCCGUGCCCUCCACUGGAUUUCUUAACCUCAUCAGAUCUUUGAGGCAGUAAAUUGGACCGUUGUUAGUUUAUGCUUUCAACAGCUUCGCCCCUUUUUUCCCCUACUCCCACAAAGUUAGAAUUUAUGCAAGGAGCUCUUCUGAAUAAUUGCAGGAGAGCAAAAUGGAACCAGGCUGAAUUUGGCAUUUGAGGAGAAGGGACCAAAUGUUUUUUAAAAAAGGAAAUAAUUUGGAACUCUGUGAGGCUUAUGGAGAGAGAAAAAAAAGUGGAUGGGUGGGGCAUUGAGUAGCACCAUUCUGGCUUCCCCUCCGGUUAUGUGGCACAAAGUGGAGCAUUUGCAGCCUUCCCUUGUCCAAGUCCACAUGCAACAUAAGGAGGGGGAACAGAAAUGCAGACUCCCACUCUGUUGAGGUAUAUAUCACACAGGCGGUGUAUGUGAACACUCAACAACCAUCAAUAAAAUAAGAAAUUGAUCACAGAACAUAGAA